AUUUUGUGUUAGCGUUAGCAGUGUAAUAUUCAGGCGUAAAGAAAGAUAGAGGACGGUGUCGUCUCUGUCGAAAUAAUUACAUAUUUCGUCAAAAAUGUCAAGUAUUUCUAAUGUUGAAAACCUUUCACCACAAAUUAUCAGACAUGUAUCCAAAGAAUUAGGAGAUUUAACCAAGUCACCUCCAGAGGGAAUAAAAGUUUUCCUUAAUGAAGAAGAUAUUACUGAUGUCCAAGCCUCCAUUGAAGGGCCAGCUGGUACUCCGUAUGCUGGUGGACUAUUCCGUAUGAAGUUAGUGUUGAGUAAAAAUUUUCCUUCGGAACCUCCCAAAGCUUUCUUUUUGACAAAAAUAUUCCACCCUAAUGUUGCCAGUAAUGGUGAAAUAUGUGUAAAUACAUUGAAAAAAGAUUGGAAAGCUGAACUCGGAAUUAAACAUAUUUUACUUACCAUUAAAUGUUUAUUAAUUGUCCCUAACCCUGAAUCUGCAUUGAAUGAAGAAGCUGGUAAACUUUUAUUAGAACAAUAUGAUGAUUAUUCGUCGCGAGCCAAGAUGUUCACAGAAAUCCAUGCAAAACCUCUCAAAGCUGGAAAAGAAAUUGGUUUAACAAAAGAUAUUGUGAGUGAAGGACCUAUGGCAAAAAAACAUGCGGGUGAUAAAAAACUUUUGGAUAAGAAGAAAAAAGAAAAGAAAAAAGUGCUCAAACGAUUAUGAAUUCAUUAUUUACUAAAAGACAAUCAUUCAUCACAUCAUAUUUCAUGUCAAAUCACGUGACAUUUCGGUUGAAUGUGUAGUGUGAAGGGUCAGUUAUGAAAUCAGCAUAAAUUUGUCUGUCCAAUGAGAGCAACCUGUCCUUAUAGAAGAAAUAUAUUUAUAUCUCUUUGUUAAUUCUUUCUGCUCUGGCAACUUCCUAUACAGUCUACUGAUGAGCAAUUUAUUUAUUUCCUAUAUUAUAUUGCAAAACGUGUAAUACAGCUCUUGUUAUAUAUAUAUUUUAAUGAUAUAAAUUAAAUGUAGAUAGUAUGUCUGUAUAUAUACCUCUUUUUAUUUAUACUUUUCAUGACCCUAAAUAAGCAUGUUUGCAAAUGCCCAUAGUGUCAAAGAUCAUGAUGAAAUUUUAAUAAAAUGUGUAUAAUAAUAUAAAA
Messenger RNA from Patella vulgata (common limpet), 1140 nucleotides. Its product is annotated as ubiquitin-conjugating enzyme E2 S. The record is from RefSeq and is a predicted model, not a curated record. The transcript is spliced from 5 exons. Lineage: Eukaryota; Metazoa; Mollusca; Gastropoda; Patellidae. Bases 95 to 709 code for a protein of 204 amino acids.